Cuscuta epithymum is the source of this 2486-nucleotide messenger RNA. The record is from the annotation of a GenBank genome assembly. NCBI's taxonomy places the organism in Eukaryota, Viridiplantae, Streptophyta, Magnoliopsida, Solanales, Convolvulaceae.
CGAAAAUUAACAAAAUUCGAAAAUUAAAAAAAAAGUAAUUUACUUUUACUAAUCUGAAUAUUAUAAUAAAUUUAGAUAUUAAUAAACAACUAACAGAGAUUUAUUUAUCAAAUUUCAAAGAUAAAUACAAAACAGACAAUGAAAUUGUCACAUAUUAUUUAUCAAACAACUAACAUAGAUUUAUUUAUCACAUUAACCUAACUAACAUUAUUCAUUCCUCAAUCGGAAACUUUCAAGAGGCCUAGCCCACAACUCCUGAAUUUUCAUUCGAGCUUCUUCGUUGAUCGGGUCCAUAUACUCUGAAACUUCUUGUGCACGUUGAAGCAUCCGACACAAAUUUCUUGCUUUUGACUUGCCCAACGAGUCGGAUUCUUCAUCUUUAUAAUCGCCAAAACUUUCAAGGGGUCUAGACAUCAACUCCUUGAUUCUCUCGUAUGCUUCCACGGUUUUCGGCUCCAUAAGCUCUGUAAUCAGCUUAAGUCGUUUCAUAUCUCUACACAUCGAAUCCCAGUCAAUUGGACCUCUAUUAGCCAUUUUUUUUACAGUUUAGUCUUGGGCCGGAGAAAGAUGAUUUAUACUAAAAAAUUUCAAGUUGUCACGGUCUUAGUCACGGAAUUAUCCGUGACUAACCUGUCAGUCUGGCAGCCGGAGAAGUGUCAGGGCCGCCGGUCUAGUCACGGUUUUAACCGUGACUAGAACCGUGACUAAAUUCAAAAUUUGAAUUAGUCACGGUCUUAGUCACGGAUAAAACCGUGACUAAACCGGUCAAAGGCGGCUGAUGCCGCGUGGCUGAUUUCGUUGAUUACGAAGGGUUUAGUCACCGAUAUAUCCGUGACUAAGACCGUGACUACACCGAUAUAUAAAAUCAACACUUAGCGAUUUUUUCAAACCUACGCUUCCCAAACCCUAUUUUCGAGCCAAACUCUUUCUCUUCCAACUUUCCUUCCACUGCCGCCGGUCUGAGUGCAACGCCGCCGCCGUCCGCCAUCCGCCGUCCACUGCUGUUGUUCGCCGCCGGUUGCCGCCGACCACUGCCGUCGUCUACCAAUCCUCUUUUUUCGCUCCUCUCUCCACAUCAAGAUGAGCAAUGAACAAUCAACCUCGCGUACCCGCCCAAACUAUGUGCCCUUAACCGAAGCUGAGCGCAACAAUGAAAAUGCGCUUUGGGUGACGCCCCACAUGGUUGCGAACGAUCAAGAAGUGUUGGACCAAAUCAAAGUCAUAAUUGGAGGACACUUUCUUGGAAACUGGGCAGCAUACACAGAAGUAGACCCCAAGGUUCGUGAACUUUGGUGGAACCUUUUCAAGGGUCGGUUUCGAUGGACUGAAGCCCAAGGUCCAGCUAUUCUUAGAGCGUAUAACGCUAGGAUUUCAAAUUGGCUUCGUCCUACUUUUAGGCGUGCCCGAACGAGCGGGGUAAAGCCUGGAUGGUGUUCGGAUGAGGUGUGGGCUAACCUCGUCCGUCACUGGUCUUCUGAUCCAAACUUCUUGGCAAGAAGUCAAUCCGGUAAGAAAAACCGGAUGUCCGAGAAAGCCUUAGAAACCCAAUGGCAUGGGGGCCGCAAACCUCAGAGUAGACAUAAAGAAGAUCUUUCGGGGCCUGAGAAGAAGAAGGUCUCAAUUCUCAAGGUCAUCAAGCACUGCUGGACAAAGCACGGCGAUGAGUCCGAUGCCGAUCUGCCACCCCGCCUCGCUGAAAUCGAAUCAAAGUAUAACACAAAUGUUGAGAAGAGGCGGGCAGAAUUAGGCUUGACUCAGGAGGAUGAGAUUGAUUCUGAUGUGGAGGAUGAUGCCAUCUUUGAGGCAGUUGGGGUGUACAAGGGCCGGGUCCCGUGCAUGGGGGCUGAGGGGCAACGGAUCUUGUACGACCGCAGCGGUGCUUCACCUUCCCGAUCAAGGCGCGGAGAGGAUCCGCGUAUCGCUCAAAUGCAGCGGGAGAUGGAGGAGCAGCAGCGGGCCUUGGCUGAGCAGCAGCGCACCUUGGAGGAGCAACGCAAAAAAGAAGAAGAAACAAGGGCCCGGCUGGAAGAGAUGGAACGGAUCCUCAGCGCCGGAAUUCGGAAUCAGCCUCAGCCUCAACCGUAUGUACUGCACCCUGAGCAGACACCUCAAGUUCCGCACAUGGGCGGUUAUUUCCGUACCAACUCUGCUACCGGGUUGCCUUCAUUUGGUUCUAUUCAGGAUAUCAAUUUUCACAACCUGUUUCAAACAUCUGGAGGCAGCCAAGCAGGUGGCAGUCGCGGAGGUGGCAGUCGCGGAGGAGGCAGUCGCGGUGGCAAUCGAGAAGGCCAAGCUGGAGACAACCGAGAAGAUGAGACCGAAGAAAAUUAUCUAUAUGAUGAUUCUAGAUAUUAUCAUAAUGGUAACCGGAGGAGCUUGUAAAUGAUAUACAUUUUUAUUUGAACAUUGUUUAUUUACUAUAAUUCUAUUGUGCUUAUUAUUACUUUUAUUUCAGUCUGUUUGGUUAUGAAAUGUGUGUUCUAGUA